UAAGCCACCCUGUCUUCUACCUCGUACGUUACCACCAUUUGGUCCUCGUCAUCGUUGCGCUAUCAAAAUCACGACUCGUUCGGUGGUCUUCUCCUUUGGUCCCCGGUAGCGCGCGUUCAUCGCGAGGACUUUUUCGUGACUAUCGGUCUCCGUCAAUCAUCAUGAUCAGCGAGACGUCGUGCGUCGCUUGAGUGUAUCCCGAGGUGUUGCCCGUGAAAACGUGCACCCGCGUCAAGUGAACGCUGGUGCCCCUCUAUUGGCGAGUCGCAGCCGGUGCGCGUUUCCCUCGCGCGGCUCACCGUACCCCAUUUCAGUGAUUUCCACCUCCCGGAGGAUGUAAACGCGCGUAAUCUCGUCGGACGGGCUCCAUCCCACCCGCCCUUUUCGAGCUUCAAUGAGGAUCUAAGAUAGGAUAGGCUUGUAUCCUCGAAUUAUUGGUGGGCAUGGAACGCCGUGACGUCAUCCUGACAGCAGUUUUCGGAACAAUCGGUGCUCUCGCAAUUCUAGUAGGACUCGCAUUAGCAAUGUGGCUCUAUCUACGCGCCAGGAAGUCCAAGCAACGGGACGACGAUCUCGAGGACCAAAACGAUAAUGGCGACGGCUCGAGCCAACAACAAUCUACUAAGAAAAAUGGUUUUCUGAAUCUGAAGACACCUCUAAUCAGCACGAAGGCUCUUGGAGCGCAAUUAGAGACGACCGGUAGUCCCUCUAGCAAAUCUCCGGCAGGUGGUAGCGGCGGUCCCGCGGGCGGUGUAGCAGGAGCAACAGCGGCACCAGGAAGCGGCGCCAGCAAUGCCGGAAGUGUGGAACCCCGUACACCAACCACCGGGCCACAGAACAAGCAACUGCAGAAUGUCAAAGGAGAACAUCCCUCGAAAGCAUUUCUACAGAGCAGGUCCAUCUCCUUGGUCGACAUGUACAUUGAUAAUUCGGAACCGAGCGAGAAUGUUGGCCAGAUCCACUUCAGUCUCGAGUACGAUUUCCAGAACAGUACUCUCAUUCUGCGCAUCAUACAGGGUAAAGAUCUGCCGGCGAAGGACUUGUCAGGCACUUCCGAUCCGUACGUACGUGUAACGCUGCUACCGGACAAGAAACACCGACUCGAGACAAAAAUCAAAAGGCGCACGUUGAAUCCGAGAUGGAACGAGACGUUCUAUUUCGAAGGUUUCCCUAUACAGAAGUUGCAGAGCAGGGUAUUACAUCUACACGUCUUCGACUAUGAUCGAUUCUCGAGGGAUGAUUCCAUAGGGGAAAUGUUUCUGCCGCUUUGCCAGGUCGAUCUAUCUGAGAAACCAUCGUUUUGGAAGGCUCUUAAGCCGCCGGCUAAAGAUAAGUGUGGGGAACUCUUGUGCUCGCUGUGCUAUCAUCCGAGUAAUUCCAUAUUGACGUUGACUCUCUUGAAGGCGAGGAAUCUCAAAGCUAAGGAUAUCAACGGAAAAUCAGAUCCGUACGUUAAGGUAUGGCUACAGUUUGGUGACAAGAGGAUCGAGAAACGCAAGACUCCUAUUUUCAAAUGCACCUUGAAUCCUGUAUUUAACGAGGUAUUCUCCUUUAAUGUACCUUGGGAGAAAAUCAGGGAAUGCUCUUUGGAUGUAAUGGUGAUGGAUUUCGACAACAUUGGACGAAACGAACUGAUCGGUCGGAUUCAGCUCGCAGGAAAAAAUGGAAGUGGCGCGAGCGAAACGAAACAUUGGCAGGACAUGAUCACAAAGCCGAGGCAGACCAUCGUGCAGUGGCAUCGCUUGAAGCCCGAGUAAAGGACACGCUUAUCCUGAUCGACGAUAAAUGAUAUUCUGUCGGGCAGAUUCCUCCCCCUCCCUCCUGGGGUGCGUCACCCGUCAAAGUUACAUUAAUGAAACAACUCUUUUUUUCUCCUCUUUUGCUCGAUAUCCUUCACCCGAUCGCAACCGAUCUCGACGAGAGUACCCGUACCCAUCGACGACUGUACAACAUCCUCCUUCGCAUCGCGCGGAGUGCUCUUAGCGACGCUGGUCGUCGGGGAGCAGUGCCGAUUACGUGUUAAUCACGAUUAGAAAUCCGAGACGUUCUCAUUAUCGCCUGUUGUUGAGCUAUCAUUGUGUAUUAACGAGCAACGUACGUGAUGAAUUGUCAUUAUUACUAGUAUAAUGGUGAAUCUGUCAAGCGUUUCGAGCGUGCGAUCGAGCGUUCUAAACGCGUGUUUCGAUGCGAUCGGCUAGGACAUUAGGCGAUAAGAGUGACGAGAUAUGUUGAGAUCUUGCAGAAAUUAAUAGUCGCAUCGACGGCGGCCGCAUCCGCAAGAGGAGGGACACAGCAAAUGGUUACGGGCUGAAGACUCAGUCUUCCGGGCAGCCUCUCCAGGCACAUCAGGUGCCAUUCCUCUUAUUUUCUCAACCUCUUCUUCUCCAUCCCUUCCUCCCAUUUUCUUAUCCGUGUCCGCCUCAUUACCGCCCGGUGCGGUGUUUGACACGGGAUCUGCGAUAUUAUACCGCAGGUAAAAUUGAUCGUUCGUUCCAGGACGAACGACCCGAGCAUUUUGCUCGUCAGUUUUGCGCGAAUGUUUGAUAGAACGUCGCGUUUAAAUCGUCCCGUAGGCGUUUUGCCGGGCUUUUAUAUUGUUUGAGUCUACGCGCGCUCGAAAACACGUCGGAACUGGGAAUAUUAAAAUCAAAGGAGCAAGCAGAUGAAUGAGAUAUGCAUCGCAUUCUUCUACAAAGGAAGAGUGAUAUUUUUGUGGAUAAAAAUUCGCGUUAUUACGACAGUGAUAUCAGUUUAGCAAUGUAAUAGUUCUUGUUGAAAAUUGGUCAUGGAUCGAGAAUCUGCGUACAGCACGAAAUUUUGCUACUGCGACAAUUGACUUGAGGUUAAAGGCGAUAAAACAAUGAUCGACACAUUACGUAUCGCUUUCUUUUACUUGCUCCUUCAACUGUCUAAUUACAAGAGAUUAUCUCAAGAGAAUGGAACCUGAACUGUAAAGCCGGCGAGCUUUCUUAAACAAUGAAUACCACGUCAGCGUAAUGGCGGGGUUACAAAUUGCAUUCAAGACGUUUAUAUUUCUAUUAAACGUUAUUAUUAUGUAUUAAGAUAUAUUGCGUGAACCAGGAUCUGUCGAUAUCGCGAAGACUUAUUGUUUAUAUAACCAAACUUUGAUCGUUAUAGGAGUUAAAAAUUUCGUACAAACAUGCUAUAAUAAACGACGACAAACGAAUCUGCACGUCUGCUUUAUUUAAAUAUAAUUUGCUCGCACUUUAGCAUCUGUAGCCUCAAAAUUACAUGUACGAAAAAUUUCUUGGAAGUUUGCUCCUUCCCGAGGAUACUCCAAUGAAAUUUCCUAAUGACAUAUUUUUAA
Molecule: messenger RNA, 3328 nt
Organism: Mycetomoellerius zeteki
Lineage: Eukaryota; Metazoa; Arthropoda; Insecta; Hymenoptera; Formicidae
Gene: Syt7
Product: Synaptotagmin 7
Exons: 11
Coding region: 444-1757 (437 amino acids)
Biological process (GO): calcium ion-regulated exocytosis of neurotransmitter; vesicle fusion
Cellular component (GO): synapse; exocytic vesicle; axon
Molecular function (GO): clathrin binding; SNARE binding; calcium ion binding
Source: RefSeq, a predicted model, not a curated record